UGUCUCCCAGUCGUUCCCUGCAAUUUCUUAGGCACACCGAGUGAAAAGUUGACUCUAUUUACUGUUAUUUCUAGCCCAUGAACGCCCAGGAGCCGUCGACAGCCCAGAAGUUCACCUCCCGGAGAGUGUUGCCAAUAUUAAUAGCAAUCCAUAGUAUUAACAAUCCGUAUACCCGAGGAGGAAGACGCAUGAGUGACCCAGAGAGACGGUAGGAAGGUGAUGGCGCCCACCAAGAUGAAGCUGCGUGUGCGCCGGCGGGAGAGCGGAGCGGCGCCCGGGGAGCGGGAGGUGGAGGUGGGCGGAGCCCAGGGGGGCGGCGGCGGCCACAAGAAGCCCCCCUCCCCCCCCGCGCCGUCGGGGGACGAGGAGGCGUCGCCCGACUCCAAGUGUCCCAUCUGCCUGGACCGCUUCAACAACCUGGCCUACCUGGACCGCUGCCUGCACCGCUUCUGCUUCCCCUGCAUCCAGGAGUGGUCCCACAACAAGGCCGAGUGCCCCCUCUGCAAGCAGGCCUUCACCUCCAUCCUGCACUCGGUGCGCUCCCACGACGACUUCAAGGAGUACACCCUGAGGCCCCCGCCUCCCACCAACGCCAGCCUGGCCGCCACCGUCGCCAUGAGGCGGGCCGAGGCGGCGGCGGGCCUCCCCCUCCCGCCGGCGCCGCCCCCCCUCCCCUCGCCCUACUCCCCAGACUCCCCGCCGCCGCCGGGGGGGGAGGAGCCGGGGGACCGGGGGGUUCUGUUCGAGGGGCUGGCCGGGCUGGGCGGGGCGGUGGGGCCCGGCGACCGCUCGGCCCGCCACCUGAUGAGCCGGCUGGCGGCGCGGCGGCGCGUGCAGCUGGAGGGCGGGGCCCCGCGCCGCCUGCGGGAGCGGGAGAUGCUGGCGUUCCGCCGGGCGCUCUACCGCAGCGGCGUGCGCGCCCUCCUGGGUAACCCGGGGCAACAGCAGCCGCCGCCGCCGCCGCAGGACGUGUCGUCGGAGGGCUUCGUGCGGAGCCCCGGGCAGCUGGCCCGCCUGAGGCCCUGGCUGCGGCGGGAGCUGACGGUGCUGUACGGCGCCCACGGCUCCCUGGUGGACAUCGUGCAGCGCAUCAUCACGUCGCGCGUCACGCGCCACGGCCUGGAGCGCACGCACGGCCUGGAGGACGAGCUGCGGCCCUUCCUGCUGGCGCGCACCCAGCACUUCCUGCACGAGCUGGCCGCCUUCGCCCGCUCGGCGCUCAGCAUGGAGCGCUACGACGCCCAGGCCGUGUACGAGCCCCUCGGGCCCGACGCCCGCGCCUCGCCGGCCCGCCGCCUCAGCAGCUCCGCCCACAGCUCCGUCAUCGCCAUCUCGGAGGGGGAGGAGGCGGCGGCGGACGGGACGGCCGGCCUCCUCAGCCUCGCCACGUGGGACGAGGACACCCCCGGGCCCUCCUACUCCACGGCCGAGCCCGCGGCCCCGCCCUCGCCGGCCCCCCCGGCGGCGGGCGGCGGCGGCGGCGUGGAGGAUGAGUGUCUGAUCGUGGGCUACGUGAAGCCCAUGGCGGAGCGCACGCCGGAGCUGGUGCAGCUCUCCUCGGACACGGAGGAGGAGCCGCGGGACAAGCCCCCCAAGGAGGAGGCCACGGAGAGACCCGCGCACCCGGCCCCCGCCUCCCCGCCGGGCUCCCCCCCGCCCGCGUGGUCCUGCAGCUCCGGCUCGCCCCGCCCGCCGGAGAGAGGCGGCCGGCCGCCCCCGCACUCCCCCGGCGGCUGGGAGGGCGGGAGGAGGCGGAGGAAGAAGAGGAGGAGGAGGAAGACGGCGAGCGGGGAGAGGGAGCGCCCCUCGCUCUACACCGCCGUCUACUCCGGCCUGGACUGCCCCCGCUCGCGCUCCUCCAGCAGCUCCCUCCCCCGCUCGGCCUCCAGCCCCGACGCCGCGCGCCACAGCGACAAGCCCGGGGGCAAGAGGAAGUACAAGAGCCGGCACCUGGACGAGGACGGGGACCCCACCUGGAGGCCCGGCUCUGAGAGGGGGAGGCGGAGGGAGCGGGAAAGGAGGAGGGACGCACACAAGCACAACAGUGUCUGUGAGGACCAGAGCAGCAGCAGCAGCAGCAGCAGCAGUGGGGGGGACGGUGGCCACCGCAGCCCCAGCGUGGAGAUCAUCUACGAGGGGAAGCUGGGCCCCUGCGCCCCCUCCGGGAACCAGCGGCGGAAGAAGAGACGCCCCCACAGGAGGCAUCUGCACAACAGCUCUCCCGUGGUCAUCACCAUCGACAGCCAAAGUAGUCCCGACGACGGCGGCCACGGCAACCGCCUCCCCGUGUUCUCGGAACUCGCCGUCCGUCAGCCAAUAGACUUCUCCGCCUGCGACCUCCCCGCCCUGCAGUCGUUAGAGCCGGGCAGAGUGGGCGUCGGCCUCGGAGCCGACGUCGGCGAGCUGCCGGUCAACAUCCUGGCCCGAGGAUCCGAUGGAUCGGACACGGAGGCCAACCACCAAUCAAAGGCCUCGGACGUGCUGGCGGUGGAUAUCAGCGACGACGAGGACGAGGACGACGAGCGGGAGGGAGAGAGGCGGGGGGAGAAGAGGAAGGCGGAAGACGAGGGAGGGGCCAGCGACGGAGACGAAAGCCGUCUCCUAGCAACCAUCCUGGACGAGAUCGCCCAGCUGAACCCCGGCGGGUGCGGCCAGAACUCCCGCAUACCCCUCCCCUGGCCCGGGACGAAGAGCAGAAGGAGGAAGAGGACCAUGGGGAAGGUAGAGGAGGGUAGUGGCCUCACAGCCCCCCCUCCGGCCCCCCUUGCAGAUCUUCCCCACACCUCUGAGACGCCUGCCCCAGAUCAGACGCGCCCACUGGAAUGGACACGCCCACUCUGUGAUCCCGGCCCCUUCCCAGAGACACGCCUCCUUGAUGGGAAACGUCCCCUCAAAUGGGACCACCCCCUCGAGGAGAUGUGCCAGCCCGUUGAGACGGGCCUGCUGGAAUGGACCAAGCCCCGCCCACUCAGUGACCACAGACGCCUUGAAUGGACACACCAGCCCGCUUUGCCACGCCCACUCGACAGGCCACACCCCCUUGAAUGGACUCCACUGCCACUGAAUGAGACGGCCCCCAAACAGGAAGCGGCCGCCGAUCAGACCGCCACAUCGCUUCCAGUCGGUUCAUCGAACCCCCCCGCCCUGUCUUCCUCUUCUGAAGCCCCGCCCCCCGCUGUGACCUCGCCGGUCGUUAACGGCGUUGUCAACGCCUCAGCAGAUAAGCUCCGCCCAGACCGGGAGAGCUCCGCCUCCCCUUCGUUAAGCCCCGCCCCCUCUCAGAGUGGGACUUCCGACAGGGGUCCCGGGCAGGAGUGUUUAAAACUUCAGCAAACUGUGGGGCCGACGUGCGUGUCUGGUGCCGCCAAACACACACACAUCACUGACUUCCAUAUGGAGUAGGCGUGUGUUGUGCGCUCACAAAUUAUAACCGACGGGUUUCAAACUGAACAAUGAGGAAUUUUAUAUGAAUUAUCACUUUUCAUUCCGUAGUGUGUGUGUGUGUGUGUGUGUGUGUGUGUGUGUGUGUGUGUGUGUGUGUGUGUGUGUGUGUGUGUGUGUGUGUGUGUGUGUGUGUGUGUGUGUGUGCGCACGUGCGCGAAAGGGAAAUGUGGUCCACUAUUUAAUGAUGUUCUUUUUUUAACCAUUCUGGGUAGAGAUCAUCAUAGAGAUUGACAGCAGGUUCAGCCAAUCAUGAUGUAUUAAUCGAAAAGAUGAUGAUGAUGAUGAUGAUGAUGAUAAAGAAGAAAUGAUUGCAGUCGAGCCGAGUUCUUCUGACGUGGGAUCUGUGCCGUAUCUUCUAGGAAGACUUCCUCCGUGUCCAGAGGCCUAACAACAUUUCAGUCACUCAGCUCCUUCAAAAUAAGAGCGUUGUGUCUGGUUGGGGGUCACCCACACUAACCACCGGUGUGUGUGCGUGUGUGUGUGUGUGUGUGUUGAAGAACAAAUAAUGAGCAGAAUAAAUGUUUUGGACGGAAUCAUAUUGUCUCUGUUGUCUAUAUUGGCUGUGUCUAUUUGCUAAAAUGUAUUUAUUUAAA
Molecule: messenger RNA, 4037 nt
Organism: Gadus chalcogrammus (walleye pollock)
Lineage: Eukaryota; Metazoa; Chordata; Actinopteri; Gadiformes; Gadidae
Product: E3 ubiquitin-protein ligase Topors-like
Exons: 8
Coding region: 220-3402 (1060 amino acids)
Biological process (GO): protein polyubiquitination; protein monoubiquitination
Molecular function (GO): metal ion binding; ubiquitin protein ligase activity
Source: RefSeq, a predicted model, not a curated record